Molecule: messenger RNA, 1533 nt
Organism: Trematomus bernacchii (emerald rockcod)
Lineage: Eukaryota; Metazoa; Chordata; Actinopteri; Perciformes; Nototheniidae
Gene: hes4
Product: hairy-related 9
Exons: 4
Coding region: 216-1082 (288 amino acids)
Biological process (GO): anterior/posterior pattern specification; regulation of neurogenesis; regulation of transcription by RNA polymerase II
Cellular component (GO): nucleus
Molecular function (GO): RNA polymerase II cis-regulatory region sequence-specific DNA binding; DNA-binding transcription factor activity, RNA polymerase II-specific; protein dimerization activity
Source: RefSeq, a predicted model, not a curated record
CUGCGUCAGAAGCAAAAACUCGCCCUGCACGGUGCAACACACACUUCUGUAUUCAGAUGACAGCUCAGUGAUAACAAACGACACAACGAUAUCUGCUCCGGUGGGCUGUCAGCCAUACGUUUAUGUUCUGAAGCGGAGAACUUUCAACGUUUUUAUUUUCUCGGAGCUUCCGCAGAGGAUUUACUUCUUUACGCUUUUACCUGGUUUGAUCAACAAUGCCUGCUGACACUAUGGAAAAGCAGACGGCAUCUCCUAUCGCCGGUUCCCCAGCAAACGGAACACACACACCGGACAAACCGAAAAAUGCCAGCGAGCAUAGAAAGUCAUCCAAACCGAUCAUGGAAAAACGCCGGAGAGCAAGAAUAAACGAAAGCCUUGGCCAGCUCAAGACUCUCAUCCUGGACGCACUUAAAAAAGAUAGCUCCAGGCACUCCAAGUUGGAAAAAGCAGACAUUCUGGAGAUGACUGUGAAGCACUUGAGGAACCUGCAGCGUGUUCAAAUGAGCGCAGCACUCUCAGCAGAUGCCACCGUCCUGAGCAAAUACCGAGCUGGAUUCAACGAGUGCAUGAACGAAGUCACCCGCUUCAUGUCCACCUCAGAUGGGGUGAACACGGAGGUGAGGUCGAGGCUCCUCACCCACCUGUCCAGCUGCAUGGGCCAGAUGAUGUACCCGCAGCAGGCCGCGUCCCAGCAUGCGCACCUGGCUCAACCUCUCCAUGUGCAGCUCCCCUCCACCCUACCCAUCAACGCUGCCACCAUGGGCUCCAAACUCAGUCCUGUCGAGGCAAUGUCCCCUAAGGUCUUUGGUGGUUUUCAGCUGGUGCCUGCAAGCGAUGGACAGUUUGCGUUUUUGAUCCCUAACCCAGCAUUCGCCUCCGCCACAUCGCCUGUUAUCCCACUUUACGCAAACGCAGGAUUGCCUGUUGCUCUCAACGCGAGUCCGGUGCAUGGCAGCUCGGCAUCGACUGCUGCUUCUCCGGUGCAUGGCAUGACUUCCUUCUCCGGGGUGUCCCAGGCAGUCAGCCCGGUCGGAGUCAGCACCGGUCCAGAGGGCAACGAGCCUGUUUGGAGGCCUUGGUAGCGCCAGGGACAAGAGAUUCAUGUCAAACCAGUUUGCAUUACUUUUCCAGUUUAGACAUUUAACUGACUGCACAGACAACUGUUGCAGGAAUUUAACCUGUGACUAUUCCUCUACGGGACGGUAACUCUAACCACUUAAUGCCCCCCAGUAGUUCUCAUUGUUUCGUUUUAUGGAACAAGUUUCGCCUUAUUUGGCCAAUGUUUGUUUUUCUAUAAUUUAUUUUCUGAUUCCAACAUUUGGAUGUCGGUGAUAAACAUGCUGUAUAUGUUAAAGAUUUAUAGGAAAGUUUGUUAUGAAGUACUUUUUAUGAAAAGGUUUUAGUUUUGUACAGAUGUGUUAUUGACUGUUAUACCAAAGCUGUGUUUUACAUUCUUUAUUGUUUUGUGUUGAAAAGAAAAACUGAAGUUGGCUGUUGGCCCUUUGUUUUAAUAAAUUACUUUUCAGAAAUUCA